Molecule: messenger RNA, 2121 nt
Organism: Dovyalis caffra
Lineage: Eukaryota; Viridiplantae; Streptophyta; Magnoliopsida; Malpighiales; Salicaceae
Source: the annotation of a GenBank genome assembly
AUGGUGAGAGAAUCACUUCUUGAUCAACAACAGCAAGAAUCAUCUUCUUCCCAUGAUUCUUCCUUGCCUACAUCUCUUCUCAGAAAAUUGUAUAUUGGCCACUUCUUAGGAAGAUGGGAUGCCAGAAUGUGGGAAUUCUCUGUUGGUUUGUACAUGAUCACUCUUUGGCCGGAUUCUUUAAUCCUUCCUGCUAUGUACGGUGCAAUUGAAUCUGCUUCUAUUGCAUUGUUUGGUUCCAUCAUUGGACAAUGGGUGGAAAAGUUGACUUAUGUUAAGGUUCUCCGAAUUUGGUUGGUCACCCAGAAUCUGUCCUUUAUAAUAGCCGGUGGCACAGUAAUUGCAUUACUGUUCUAUCCAAACUUGAAGUCGACAAAUUUCACAGCAUUCAUCUUUCUUGUGAUAUUAACCAACAUCUCUGGAGCUGUUGGGGUGCUUUCCUCUCUUGCCGGUACCAUCUUAAUAGAAAGAGAAUGGGUGGUGGUGAUAUCAGAGGGGCAUAUGCCCGGUGAACUAACAAAGAUUAAUUCAAUUAUCAGACGAAUCGAUUUAACCUGCAAGCUGCUUGCUCCUGUUAUUAGUGGCUUCAUCAUGACCUUUGUAUCAGUUAAAGCCUCUGCUAUGACUUUAGCAAUGUGGAACACUAUAGCAGUGUGGCUGGAAUAUUGGCUUUUCACAUCUGUAUAUUAUGGCAUUCCAGCUUUAGCUGAAAGUAGCCAAAGGAGGAGUUCGCGACUUUCACCAAGUGAGAUAAAAGAAAUCGAAUCUACUUCUUCAGAAAGAGGGAGCUUUAUAUCUCCAAGUGGAGAAAAUUCAGCUUCGGUGGAUUUAGGAUGGACAAGGGGAUCAACUCAAUAUUUUUCGAAGGUUCCUUUUGUCGGUGCUUGGCUCGUGUAUUUACAGCAAGAUGUUCUGCUCCCUGGAGUAGCUCUGGCCUUGUUAUAUUUCACGGUGCUUAGCUUUGGUACCUUGAUGACAGCUACCUUGGAAUGGGAAGGUAUACCUGCAUAUGUGAUUGGAAUAGCACGUGGAAUAAGUGCUAUAAUUGGAAUAGCCGCAACAGUUGUGUACCCACUCUUACAAUCUCGUAUUUCAAUUCUCAGAACAGGACUUUGGUCAAUCUGGUCUCAGUGGACCUGCCUUCUAGUAUGCAUUGCUUCAAUAUGGGUUCAAAAUCAUCUUUCUUCAGCAUACAUGCUGAUGGCUGGAGUAGCUACGUCUAGGCUCGGCUUAUGGAUGUUCGACUUGUCUGUAAUCCAACAAAUGCAGGAUCAAGUUCCUGAGUCUGAUCGUUGCAUUGUGGGAGGUGUUCAGAAUUCUCUCCAGUCUACUAUGGACUUGUUGGGUUAUGUUAUGGGCAUAAUUAUCUCCAACCCUCAGGAUUUCUGGGAGUUGAUCAUAUUAUCCUUUUUGGCGGUAACAGUUGCUGCAUUACUUUACAGCAUACAUCUAUAUCGAGUUCGAAAGCACCUUUUUCACUUCGAGAAGUUGUUUACAUCGGUGAAAUGGGUGAUCAUAUCACCGUCCUCAGAAAAUUUACUGGAAUCAGAUCUACCUAGACAGAAGAAAGCAAAGAAGGAUGAUAGUUUGGCUAAUGGUCUGCCACAGGCUGUGUUAUGUAAACCUGACUGGGUUAGAUUCAAUCUUGGGGUCUUCAAUUCUUUUAUGGGAAAAUCUCUUUCUAAAAUAUCCAUACAGCUAGUUAAUCAUCACUCAAAAAAACAUCUAAAACCCACAAAACAAGCAAAACCCACAUCAAGAAUUCAACAGUUAACGAAGAUGGAGACCAGUUCUGAUUUAGACAAGAGCAGCAGCAGCAGCAACGGUAGUGGUAACUGCAACAGCACACGUUUGCCUUUAUCAGUGGUUGUGUCUGAUUGUAUUAAGAGGUGUUUUAAAGACGCACUCAAAGAAGCCAAAGCAGGAGAUGUUAAUAUGCAAGUUUUGGUUGGUCAAAUGUAUUAUAGUGUUGAUGAUGAAUUUGAGAGAAUGGUUGUUUGGUGUAUGUUUUUUGGGAUUGUAGGGAAGAAUUUGGAUGACAAGAGCAUCAAGGACUCGGUCUUGGGGUUGGGAAGUUAUACUGCAAGUGAUUCAGAUUCGGAUGAAUCGAAUGAUGAUUCUUAA